Diaporthe batatas is the source of this 1901-nucleotide messenger RNA. RefSeq lists its product as uncharacterized. Lineage: Eukaryota; Fungi; Ascomycota; Sordariomycetes; Diaporthales; Diaporthaceae. Gene Ontology annotation, molecular function: FAD binding; oxidoreductase activity. The record is from RefSeq and is a predicted model, not a curated record. The coding region runs from base 307 to 1758 and encodes 483 amino acids. The transcript has 9 exons.
GGCAAAUUGCUGCAUCAGCUCUUGAAACGGUAAAGAGGGUCCAGCCUACCUUGCCGUCAUUCCACAUAAGUGUGCUUAAAAGGAAAUGGUGCCAUUAGGCUACCUAGGUACCUAAGUACCUACCCCGGCUCUCAGUAGCAAUGCACAACUAUUACCGGAGCACUCACACAAAUAUUUGCGGCCAUAAAUUGAACAUAAAAACUCAAAGUUCCCCAGAUACAAUCAGAGUUCUAAUCAGACACAGUGACGGGCAACUUUUUCGUGACAUCGAGCUAGAAAUUUUGCUAUGCAUCCCGUGGUCGCGAAAUGACACUCAUUACUCAGCAGUCUUUGGCUAUAGCAGCCCUGGUUGGUUUGGCCAACGGUUUCGGGUUGGAUCAGACCUGCCUCGACAUCAAAGGCAAUAUUUCCAGCUCGAGCGAUAUCAUCAUUAGCCCGCUUGAUGCAAGGUUCGCCAUCGAUAUUGACCACUGGUUUGCAUCGUCCAGCCAAAAGCCAGCUUGUGUCUUUGAGCCCGGGACACCCGAGGAUGUCUCCAUUGCGAUUGAUAUCAUAGCGCAGUCACAGACACCUUUCGCGCUCAAGAGUGGCGGACAUACCUCCAACCCCGGUCAUUCGAGCACACCGGGUGUGCACAUCUCCUUCGCACGCAUGAAGCAGGUCAAACUAUCCGAAGACAAGUCAAGUGUCGAAUUGGGGAUGGGUCUGAUUUGGGCUGAAGCAUACCAAGCGCUGUCCAAAGAAGGUGUCAACGUCGUUGGUGGCAGACUGUCCGGACCCGGCGUCGGCGGAUUGACUUUGGGCGGAGGGUAUUCCUGGAAAACAAAUCAAUUUGGGUUGACCUGUGAUACGGUCAAGACCUACAAUCUCGUGCUACCGAAUGGGACAAUUACUACAGCUUCCGCGAGCACCAACACGGAUCUGUUCUUCGCCCUCAAGGGUGGACUGAAUAGAUUCGGCAUUGUCACCUCCAUAGUCUACGAGACACACCCACAGCCGCCCCUGAUCUACGGCGGCCAACGAAUCUAUACCGCCGACAAAGCAGAUGCGCUCAUAAAAGCCACCGAGAUAUUCACUCGCACUGUCACAGACCCAAAGGCCCAGGUCAUCCUGACCCUGGAAGGAUUACCUGCGGUAGGUCUGAUACCAUACGUGCUCUUCUUCUACGACGGCCCGGACCCGGGUGCCAGCUUCGCCAUGUUUGACGGCAUCCUACCCGUCAACAGCGGGACGAUCAAGCAGCCUUUCUCGACCUUCGUGGGAGCGCAGGCGACGCAGCUACUGCAGAGCAGUCGUGGUACCUCGCAUACCGUCUCUGUGUCCGCCUUUACGGUCGAACUACUCGAGGUUGUUAAAAAGGAAGUUCAGAGCCUCACGGCUCAGCAGUUGCUGCAUGGCGGAUCUCUUGUAAGCGGGGGCGUCGACCCGUUCCUGGACUACGGCCGGUACGCCACAGACAGCGCGUUUCCUCAUGCGGAUUCGCCACUCCCGAUCAGCAUUUACUGCGCCUGGGGCUCGAGCACUGAAGAUGAGUUCUGGAUUAAUGCCGUCAAGCAAUCCGUUGCCAAUAUCAAACAGGCCGCAGUUCAGGCGGGGAUUUUCAAAGAGAGCUUCACCCCGUAUACAAAUUACGCGAUAGGAGAUACGACGGCUGAGGAGCUCUAUGGCACGACGAACUUGGCGCGACUCAGGUCUGUCAAGGCUACCAUUGAUCCACAUGACGUGAUGGAGUUAGCUGGAGGUUUCUCUCUAAAGUGACCUCCUUAGCCAUGGAAAAGACAACGUUGCGAUCCUAUUUUAAGCAAUCAUACACUUCGCACGUGUGCUCUAUCAAUCCAGUCGAUACGCUAGAUUAAUUUUCUUGUACCGCCAACCUUGUCCAAUAUCAGUACUCUUCACCC